Molecule: messenger RNA, 1562 nt
Organism: Aspergillus nidulans FGSC A4
Lineage: Eukaryota; Fungi; Ascomycota; Eurotiomycetes; Eurotiales; Aspergillaceae
Exons: 1
Coding region: 57-1562 (501 amino acids)
Source: RefSeq, a predicted model, not a curated record
UCCGACCUCAAUCGCACUCCUUCCUCUGGAGCUCAUCAUGUCUCUUGCACGACAAGAUGCCCCCAGUGAGAUUUGGACCCCGGAAGAUCCUCGAGUACGACGGUCGCUACGGGGUUCUGAUCUGCCACGAGUGCCGGUAUGCGAUCCAGAAGAGCGCGCUGCAGAGCCACCUGCUGCGCCAUAAGAUCUACCGUGCCGACCGCCAGCAGCUGGUCGCUAUGAUUAAUGAGCUCGAUCUUCUCGAGCCUGACGAUGUGUUGCUGCCGCCUCCGGAGUCACCCCCGAUCGACGGGCUGCCGGUCAUCGCGGGGUACCGCUGUACAGCCCCGGGUUGCGCUAAUCUCUGUGCGAGUCUGAAGCGCAUGAAGGGCCAUUGGAGAGAGAGCCAUGGUAUUGCGGAUGCGUCACUCGCGCGUCCAGCCAAGCUACAGACUUUCUUUCGGGGGACUAAGAUCCGCUACUUUGAGGUGACUCCCACGACAGAGGAUGAGGACGAUGAGGAAAACGAGAGCGAGAAUGACGAGGAAGAAGGGGAUGUCGAUUUGGAAGAGCAGGAAGACGACAACGGUGGUCGGCAGUCAACGACGGUCACAACUUCUCCCGGCCCUUCCGCUCCCUCUGUCAACGUGGACCUUGAAACCCUGUCCUACUUUCACCAUUUCAUGUCGGCAACGAGCCUGACAUUACCAUGUCCGCAGGAUAUGCAGUCGGGGGCUCAAUACUGGAAAGAAAAGGCAGUCCCUCAAGCGCUCCAGCAGAGAUGGUUGAUGUGCGGUCUGCUGGCGCUCGCUGCCUGUCACUUGGCCGCAUUCCCGGACAAUGCGGCGGCUGGCCAACAGCACCGCAAACGAGCGGCUGAAUUCUCCCUCGAGUUUCGAACGGGAUGGAGAGAACUGGCCGACACAUCUGGUGAGGGUCUGCGAGAGGUAGCGACCGAGAUUGAGUGUUUGCUACGUUGUGCACAUUGGGCAUUGGCUGAAUCCCCCUGCGAUCAACGCAUCAUGCCAGAGCCGGGCGUACCAGAGCACCUCCAGUCCAUCAUCAGCACCAUUCAGAGUACUGUUCCCGCGGCCGCACCACACGAAGCUGAAACGUCGGCCUACGCGACACGAAUUCUCAGAUGGAACACCUCAGAGGCCGGAAACAGCGUCCUUGCGGAGAUCCGGAACCGUCUUCAUGACCUACCAGCUCGCAUGGCCGAUACCUUUGGGAGACCGGAGAAUAUUCAGGACGUUCUUGUCCUCCUGUCAGCCCUCGCAGCUAUGGGUGAGUGCUGUGACACGAGCUUUGCGUCGGAGGAAGUUGGACCAGCGUGGUGGGGGAUGGCGACCUGGUGGACGCGAGUGCCGCUUCGUUUCAAGGAGCUGGUGGCACGCCACUAUCCAGCAUCUCUCGUGGUGGUCGCCCAUUGGGCAGCACUGAUGGUCAAUCGAACCGAGCGCUGCGGAUGCUGGCUAGUCAAGGGGUUGGCCAUGACGAUCUUACUACGGAUCGCUGAGCGACUGCCGGAGGACGAUGACGGAAAUGUGCAGCGGCUUGUUGCGCUUACUAUUGCGGCCUAG